AUGAAAGAAAAGGUGUUCUGCAACAUCCCAGAAGGUGUUGAGAUGGAUGGCGACUUCGACUGUCUCGAGUUGGUGAAAGCGAUCUACGGUCUCAAGCAAGCGUCGCGCGUGUGGAACGAGACUUUCGACGACUUCGUGUGCUCAAUCGGAUUUCAAGUAUCGGCAUUCGACCCGUGUCUCUACAUCAAGAUGGUCGACGGUCACUGCGUGCUGGUGCUGGUCUACGUGGACGAUGUGCUCGUGACAGGCAGCUCACUCGACUUGAUCGCGCAGACAAAGGCCGAUCUCAAGACGCGCUUCGAGAUGACCGACAGCGGCAAGUGCACUUUUGUGCUGGGCAUCGAAUUGGUCGACGGACCUGACGGCAGUGUCACCAUGUGCCAGCGCCGCUAUGUCGACGACAUCCUUAAGCGCUUCGGUAUGGACGAGUGCAAGGCCACUGUUAGUCCAGUCGACUUGAGCUCUCCACUUGUGCCUAGCAACUCUGCAAGCAAGAUCGAUGUUCCGUUUCGCGAAGCAGUUGGUGCUCUGAUGCACCUGAUGACCGCGACCCGCCCAGACAUAGCGUAUGCUGUGGGUUACGUGUCGCGCUUCAUGGAGAAUCCGCAACAAGAGCACUGGGUUGCAGUAAAGCGCAUCUUCCGCUACCUUCAAGGCACCAAGUCGCACGGGGUCUGCUACCAACCAAGCGACAAGAUCGACUUUCGCGGAUACUCCGACGCGGACUGGGCUGGCGACCACGCGGAUCGCAAGUCGACUUCAGGCUACGUGUUCAUGCUGCUCGGCGCACCCAUCAGCUGGGGAAGCAAGAAACAGUCCAGCGUGUCGCUAUCGACGAGUGAAGCGGAAUACAUCGCGCUGAGUCUGACCAUCCAAGAAGGCAAGUGGAUCCAUCGCCUGCUAUGCGAGGUUCUGACGGCUGCCAACGAGGAAGGUCCAGAGCUUGUCAUCUUUGAAGACAACCAGUCGUGCAUCAAGAUGACGAAGAACCCAGUCAACCACGGCCGUGCCAAGCAUAUCGACAUCAAGUAUCACCACAUCCGUGAUGAAGUCAAGCGCGGCGAAGUGCAGCUUGAGUAUUGCGAGACGGCGACCAUGUUAGCGGACAUCAUGACGAAGGGACUACAUGGACCGCGCCACAAGGACUUGACGACGGCUCUCGGCAUCCGUGCGAGUUCGGAUUGA
This is a messenger RNA of Hyaloperonospora brassicae, 1185 nucleotides long. The record is from the annotation of a GenBank genome assembly. Lineage: Eukaryota; Oomycota; Peronosporomycetes; Peronosporales; Peronosporaceae.